AUGAAAAACAACCCUGACUUAGAGAAAGACUAUAUAUUUAACAAUUUAGUCAAAAGAGACAAACAAGAAAGAAUGCCGGGCUUCAAACUUAAGAAAGGUGACAAAGUAAAAAUAGAAAUACCUAAACGCGACCCAUAUGAAAAUACUAUUGACUAUGACAACAAUGGGAACCCGACAGGUACUCACCUUCGUGUUCGUAAAAAUAGAAGAAAGUAUACAAGAGAAUAUUAUGAAGUUUUAGGCAAACAUGGCAAAAUGUACAAACUGCAAGCAGAAGAUAAAACUACUAUUGUCAGACCUCGUUUCAAACUUGUCAAAGUUCAAGGUGGUAUACUUUCAAAGACAGUUCCUAACAAAUAUAAGACAACUCCUGACGAAUAUGCUAAAGAAGUUGAAAAUGACGACUAA
This is a messenger RNA of Trichomonas vaginalis G3, 408 nucleotides long. RefSeq lists its product as uncharacterized. Lineage: Eukaryota; Parabasalia; Trichomonadida; Trichomonadidae. The record is from RefSeq and is a predicted model, not a curated record. The transcript has a single exon. Bases 1 to 408 code for a protein of 135 amino acids.